Messenger RNA from Aspergillus lentulus, 477 nucleotides. RefSeq lists its product as uncharacterized. The record is from RefSeq and is a predicted model, not a curated record. NCBI's taxonomy places the organism in Eukaryota, Fungi, Ascomycota, Eurotiomycetes, Eurotiales, Aspergillaceae.
AUGAGUGACUUUACUGGACCUGGCUAUUAUACCAUCGUUGCUCGAUCUGUCGACAAGAGACUUGACCUGGACGGCGGAAAAAAGACAGAUGGCACCAAGUUGCAACUCUAUCGGAAGCUCGACGAUGCCACAUGGGGUCCAGAUCAGCAAUUUCUCUUUGCUUAUACUGGCGUUGUUGAUGAGUACCUCAUCAUUAAUGCCAAGUCCGGCACGUAUCUGACUGCUUCGGGUGGCGACGGUACAGCACAGAUCACAGGGAAUCUGAUCCCCCCGCGAGAGAAACGAGUACGCUGGAAGGUCAAGCCUGUCAAGGACGACAGCGGGGCGUACUAUAUCUAUAGUGUUGCAUACCCUGCGAAUGUAGUUGAUGUGCGAGAUAAUGGGACUAAUGAUGGGACCGCAAUAAUAACUUUUCCAAAACGCCCCCAGGGCCAGAACCAACAGUUCUUCUUGAGGGAAACCACGGAGCAACCAUAA